AUGAGUAGUUACUGUGAUUCAAAUAAAAAGCCUACAGGUAAUGAUAGAGACAAAAAGAUAUCCGUGCAAACAGGCAGCAACAGUAACCACAGUUUUGGCUCAUAUUUUACCUUCCAGGACAAUUUAAAUGAAAAUGAUAUUAGCCAGGGAAACAGCCAUAAUGACUUUGAGAGUAAAUCAUUGUUAGGUUCAGGUGACAUGGCUAAUGCAACAGUAGUCAAAACUAGAAAACCCAAAUGCAAAGACUGUGACACAUUGGUGCCUCCUAGAGCAAAACACUGCCCAAUUUGCAGACACUGUGUUCUAAAACGUGACCACCAUUGCUUCUUCGUGGGAUGCUGCAUAGGUUACCACAACCAGAGGUUUUUCAUCAUCUUCUGUUUGUACGUGGGCGUGGGUGAGAUCUUCAAUUCUGCUGUCACAUUCUUGUAUCUCAGACGAUACAAUUUAGAGGAAUCAACCGGCUGGGGUUAUCUUGUUUAUAUUCUUCCUGUUUUGUUUGUUCUUUUCUUCAUGGGACGAGUCAGUGAAUCCGCACUAGGAAUGACAAUUUUAUUGUACUGGAGUGUCUUGACAGUGUUGCUUUGUGCCCACUUCUUCUGUGUCCAAGUGAACCUUGUUUAUCACGGUCAGACAAAAUAUGAAUACAUGAAAGGGAUUAAAACUUAUCAGGGAUCUGUCUGGAGAAAUAUUACUUCAGUUUUUGGAAGGUAUUGGCUGGUUGGUUUCAUCGUCCCGGUUCCAUUUCUAGGAUAUCAGAGUGAUGGAGCAGACUGGAGACAUGCGAUCAGUGACAACAAGUUAGUUUAG
Molecule: messenger RNA, 810 nt
Organism: Candidula unifasciata
Lineage: Eukaryota; Metazoa; Mollusca; Gastropoda; Stylommatophora; Geomitridae
Source: the annotation of a GenBank genome assembly